This is a messenger RNA of Exaiptasia diaphana, 4522 nucleotides long. RefSeq lists its product as uncharacterized. NCBI's taxonomy places the organism in Eukaryota, Metazoa, Cnidaria, Anthozoa, Actiniaria, Aiptasiidae. Bases 168 to 2867 code for a protein of 899 amino acids. The record is from RefSeq and is a predicted model, not a curated record. The transcript is spliced from 3 exons.
GUAUCAUUUCUGAUGUGCGACGUUGAUUGACAGCUAGGGUAGUGUUACGAAAUCCGGUCGGCGCGGGAUAAGCUUUCAUUCACUUCGAGCGACGGGAUGCCAACUGUACUUGGAGGCGUAUUGUACCAGUCGACACCAGCCUUCAACAUGAAUCAAGUAGACUGGCCAUGGAAAUAACUGAAACGAUAUAUGAAGACAUGACUAUAAGAAGCGGACAAACGGUCGGUAAAACGCAAAGAAAUAUGAAGGAGCUGGACUCCAUAAGCGCCGUGUACCAAGAAUAUGAAGAAAUACAAAGCAUUAACGAAGCAGAAGAAGACAUCUAUGAAGUCAUCCCUGCUGAUUUUGCCCCUGUUUCAUGGUCUCAAAAGACAAGUCGCUCGUCCAGUAUUAGUUCCCAGAGCAGUACAAGGAGUAGAAAUUGUUCCGUAACCACGAUAGGAAUCCAGACAGAUAGCGAGAGUCUUUCUGACUCACCCGAAACGACUGCGCCCGAUYCGGCACAAGAUGAUGAAAAUACCGCGCAUUACGCAGAAAUUCUUCACGCAAARGAUUGUGAYGUUACGGAGAUUGUUCAGUCGAGACCAACAAGAGAAUCGGACAAUCCAAUACUAAGACAAGACUUUUCACAACUCGCSGACAAUAAAUUAGCAUCUGAACUUCAAAACAUACGUAACUCAUUCAACGUUGGACAUUCAAAACUAAAACAACUGGAUCCGCAAGGGAUUCACGCUAAAGAAUUACCGGCUCAUCUUCUUCUCAAGCGUUCAUUYAGUGCUGGCGAGAAUAGGAAUGGAUUUGUACGCAAAUUUGUUGAUGUUUUGUACGAAAACUCACCGAACCUUUCACCGUGCGAUUCGCCGGUAACAAAACAUCAAAAUAAAACAACUCCACUCUAUGAAAAUAUUACUUUUCCUUUGGUUGAAAGCGACCGUGUUUCACGUUGUAGUAUAAGUAGUAACAGCACUGAGGGAAAAAGUUUAUCUUCUGAAGAAGAAAACACAGUAAACGUGGAAUCAUUAUAUGAAAACGUUGAGGAAUAUACUGAGGAGACUCGCGCGCGCACCAGAAGCCAUCCCAUAGACAUAGUUUACAGCGAUCUUGAAUUUCAAGUGGAAAGAAAACUAGAAUCUCCUCGUUCAUCAAUAGACAGUCAAGACAAUGAUUUACAYUCUAAUAGAAAAACCAAAUCAUUAUCAGCCGUACAGGCAAGACCUCCCUCUCCCAGGGGGGGUUUGGGUCUUGCGAGGCCUAAAAGUCUUAACCUUAGGAAUAGAUCUACCAGUGAGGCACUUGGWCUAUGRCGUGCGCGAUUUGUGAAAAAAGUUACAGUGCAUCGUUCUAAUGAUAAAACACUACAGGCSACUAUUAGUGAAGUACUUUCUAAAAGCAACGACGUGGAAGAAGAACCAUUUGUGAACGUCGAGGUCAAUUCUGACCUUGUUCGAAUCAGCACGGAUUACCCCCCCUGGGAAGUCAUCGCCAGUUGRGAUAUUGAAGCAGUUGGACAUGUGAACUUGUACGAAGGGGACGACAACGUUCUCGGGAUUAUUGUCAGCCCUCUUGGUGAUAAUUCAACUUGUUAUAUAGUCCGAUCACAGCAUGCUGCYCAUAUCCURGCGACCAUCAAAACCGCUUUUAGAGCCCCAAACAUGAUGCAUUUAAAUCUCCGUCCCAGUCCAGAGAGUGCGUCCUUUSUUGGGCUGRRUGUGGACGAGAGUUAUACAUCCAUCCCUCACCUCACCUACUUGGGCUGUGUCAAGGUCAAGAAAUCUUACCUCGUGAUUAAUGACAGCAUACUAGCCCUUCUUGACCAAUCAGAACCUCGGGAAUUCAAGCCCAUUACCCUCAAAAUCCGACCGGAAGAGAUCUUCAUAGUCGAUGAAAGCAACCUCAACACUAUGCACCGCCAUUCGAUUUCAUGGGUACUCUCCCUAGGGGUUUUUAGUGAUGACCCUCGACUAUUUGGGUAUAUUGUGACAGAAGCAAGACAGGGAGAAAAGACCCGYAUGUAUUGUCACGCAUUCCGCUGUGGGCGUGUCACGGCAUCCGUGACGGCGACCGAGACGAUACGUCUCGCUUGUCAGGCGACAUUUUCUCCAGGAAGAAAGAAUUCUGUGAAGCCUAGAAGGGAUUCGCAAAGAUCUGUGCGAAGCUCUUGCAGUUCAGAAGCUUCGUCUUCGCUUGAGAGACACUGUUCAGUGAAUGACGUCUUGGAUGAAAGCUCAGAUCAAAGUUCCUCUAAAGAACGAAAAACUUCACUAGACAGCAGCUCAAAAACYAAGGUAUCUUCACCAGGUCGUCUGCUACGAAAGCUUACUCCGAAGAAAAACAGCUUUAACUUAAAAGCCUCAUUCCGAAGCUACACUAGCGAGCCGAACCUAACUUCGUUAAAUCUGAGCUCAACCGAAGAACGUCCGAAGACCGAAUUAUCUUCGCCUAGUGACUGUCCAGAAAUCAURGAAGAGAAAGAAUACACUUUCAGAACUGCUUAUUUAUGUUCAACUGUUAUCAAUCCACCUUUGCGCCCGAAACACGUCCGUGAUUCGGUAAAACAAUUCUUAAAAGAACGCAAGAAGAUGGAAAAACAGACAAAAAYUCCGCCGAAGAUGAAAGAGGUUGACCUUUGUCUAACAAGUGACGGRGUAACGAUGUUAGAUCCACAAUAUCCWGACGUUGGCCAGCGGUUUUUCCCAUUUCCUUGUAUAAGCAACAUCAGAACUCAUAAAGAUUACCCAGAAUUCUUUGCGUUCUCCACGGUUGUCACGGGAGACGCUAAACACAAAUGCCACAUAUUUAAGGAGYUAAAAGAACCCUGUGACGAAAUAACGGCUGCCUUCGAGUGCUUCRUGUGGGAGAAGGUAUAGAGAGARRAAUUUGAAUUUCAAUGAGUMGGAACCCAUGCCCUCUCGGAACUUGAUGUUCAGGAGGCAUGGAUGCAAUUUAUAUUGAUAAAUUUUAUAUUAUAAUUUAAAAAAAUAGAUGACAAAUAAAUCUCUUAGAGUAGAAUUAUUGACAAGAGGUAUUUAAGACCUGCUGGAAAACACGCAGUGGUUCACUGUACGACGUUUGAUAUUUAAUUGAAAAAUGCUUUUUUUCUAAGCUUUGGGCACCAGAGGUUCUCACUCUAUAUUAAAAUGAUAAACUCGAUAGAGAGAAAAUACACAUAACUUAAUUCAAAAAUCAUGCAUCUUUGAGUCGGUAAAGGUUAAUAUAAUGAUGAUCAUCGAUAUUGCGCUGAUAGUUAUUACAUAAGUCAACCUCUGGCGCCAAAGAUCAUGAUUUCGAUCAAACUCGUUCCCAGGGCCUUUUCCCUUCGCUUUGGGUCAGGCGGGACCCCAAGCGAAGGGAUAAGGCCCUGGGAACGAGGUUGGAUUUUGAUUACACACGAGUGACUCUACAAUGAAUUUUCUCUUGAAAAAUUAGAUUAAAUUCUGUGUCAGUACUUCAUGUCAGACAUCAGUAUAUUACUGUAUUAGAAUUAGGGUAAGAUUUGAGGUAUAUAGAUAUCGGAUCGGGUCUUACUAACCGAAUUUUGAUUGGAACCCUGGCUAGUUAGAUGACAGUCAGACAGAGACUUGAACACACGAAAUUGUAUUACGCAUGCGCAUAAAUUCCUUCGCAACUUAACUGUUGGCCCGGUUUCAACUGGACAAACAUUACAUGCAGCAACCAUUCUUUAUUUGUAAAAACACAUCAAGCACAAUUUUCUUUUUUCAUAAACAGCAGGACCAUCAACACAAUUCUUACUGAUUAAAUAAACGGACUAAAUUAGACUAUUAGCUAAUGCACAGCUCUAGCAAUAUAUGUAAAYAUUUAUUGAGGAUUGUACAUAUUAUAUUAUUGGUGAAUUUUAUAGGGUCAGUUUUCAGUCGUUGGGGCUCCAACACACGCGGUUCUCUGCCAGAGCCGGUCGUACGAUGAGAAAAUCGUGCUGUUACUGGUGGAUUAUCUAAUUCACGACUUAUACAACUGGUUAUAAUGAAGAGAGUAUCGCUGGCGCGUACGAAGUCCUAACGACUGAAAUCUGACUGAAAUUGAAGAUUCACUUUCUCCCGAGAUCCUCUGCGGUCGUUUGCAUUUGCAAAAAUAUAAAUUUUACUUAAAAUGAUGAAACUUUUCAAUCUUUUACGAUUGAUGUAAAAAAAUGUACUAUUCUAAAUGAACGCACCACAAAAUUAGCAUCAGUCAAUUUUACUUCCAAGAGCUGAUGCAUUCAGCGCAUGCUUCACUUGUGUGCGGACUAAUGGCUCUCAGAAUACUAUUAAAACUAAGCUGAUUCAUAAGAGAAAUAUGAAUUACAUAAGAAAUAUAUAUUAUCUAUAUAUAAUCAAGAUGUGAAUAUUGUCAUUGACAAAUUGUAUCCGUCWUACGGAUCGAGAAUUGUAAAACUUUCCUAGAUUAGAUAAGAGAACUACAUAUAUUAACUGUCAGUAUUUUUAUACACAUUUUAAACAUAAUGUAAUAUGCUAAAAGAUUAUAUUACCAGAUUGACCAAAUAAAAUAAAAUUUGCAAACGUUU